GGGAAAGGCAGUUGGAGCGGUAGGGACGAACGGUUACUCACUCCAUGGCUUCUGAAAGGAGAGGCAGUGGCGGCCUCGGCUGAAGAAAGAAGGUGGGAGCGGAGAACGCAGGCGUGGAAGAACACAGAGCGUCCCCUGGCCAGUGCAGACAAAUGGCCUCUGCUUAAGUUCCUCUCCACCGAGGAAAGCUUUUGAGAAGGGAAGGCCUGCCCUCCACAACCUCCCAACCGCUUUGACCCCACACCAGGACUCUGGCACCACUAGUCUAACGGAAAUCAGGACAGGACAGAGCCACAACUCUUCACCCCGGUUUCGUACACGCCCGAUGAUGACUUCUGUCCCGGGCUAACCAGAAAGGCCAUGGGCGCCGAGAGAGCCCCCCAGGCCCAGCCAUGCACCCGGCGCCUCCUUGCCCUGGUCCCCAUCUUUCUGGGCCUGGCGGCCUCCCUGGAAUGGAAGGCUGUCCACAGCCAGGACCCCUUUGAGAGAUGCAUGCAGGACCCCGACUACGAGCAGCUGCUCAGGGUUGUGACCCUGGGCCUCAAUCGGACGCUAAUGCCCCAGAGGGUAAUUGUGGUUGGUGCUGGUGUGGCCGGGCUGGUGGCCGCCAAGGUGCUCAGCGAUGCUGGACACAGGGUCACCAUCCUGGAGGCAGACAGCAGGAUUGGGGGCCGCAUCCUCACCUACCGGGAUGAGAAGACCGGCUGGAUCGGGGAGCUGGGAGCCAUGCGCAUGCCCCAGUCACACAGGAUCCUCCACAGGCUCUGCAAGAGCCUGGGGCUCAACCUGACCGAGUUCAUCCAGUAUGACGAGAACGCGUGGACGCAAGUGAGCGACGUGAAGCUACGGAACUACGUGGUGGAGAAGAUGCCAGAGAAGCUGGGCUAUGACCUGCGCCCCCAGGAGCAGGGCCACUCGCCAGAGUCCAUCUUCCAGAUGGCUCUCAACAAGGCCCUCAGGGACAUCAGGACAAUGGGCUGCAGAAAGGCAAUGAAGAAGUUUGACAGUUACACGCUCCUGGAAUACCUCCUCCGGGAGGGGAACCUCAGCUGGGCCGCCACGCAGCUCCUGGGAGACGUGAUGUCCAAGGAUGGCUUCUUCUACCUCAGCUUCGCAGAGGCCCUGCGGGCCCACAGUUGCCUCAGCGACUACCUUCGGUAUAGCCGCAUCGUGGGUGGCUGGGACCUACUGCCACGUGCGCUGCUGAGCUCGCUGUCGGUGCCGGUGGUGCUGCACGCUCCCGUCACGGGGAUAACACAGGAGACGCACGAGGUGCGCGUGCACAUAGGGACCUCGCACCGAGGCCGGAGUCUGAAGACUAUGGCCGCCGAUGUGGUGCUGCUGACCGUGAGCGGGCCGGCACUGCAGCGCAUUAAGUUCUCCCCGCCACUGUCCCGCAAGUGGCUAGAGGCACUGCACGGGCUGCAUUACAUGUCAGCCACCAAGGUGUUCCUGAGCUUCCGCCGGCCCUUCUGGCACGACGAACACAUCAUGAGCGGCCACUCCAACACCGACCGCCCCUCGCGCAAAAUUGUCUACCCGCCGCCGGGCGAGGGUGCACUGCUCCUGGCCUCUUACACGUGGUCAGAUUCGGCGGCCUCGUUCUCUGGCCUGAGCCUGGAAGAGACGCUGCAGGUGGCGCUUGAGGACGUGGCAGCGCUGCACGGGCCGAUUGUGUAUCGGCUCUGGGACGGCACUGGCGUUGUGAAGCGCUGGGCGGACGAUCCGCACAGCCAGGGCGCAUUUGUGGUGCAGCCGCCGAUGCUCGGGCAAGACGUUGACAAGGAGUACCGGGAGGAGUUCAACUGGGCCAUUCCCUAUGGGCGCAUCUACUUUGCUGGCGAGCACACUGCCUACCCGCACGGCUGGGUGGAGACGGCUGUCAAGUCGGCGCUGCGUGCUGCGAUGUUGAUCAACAGCCAGGAGAAACCUCUGCCCGUGGAAGCAGGGCCUGUGCGCAUGGCGGAGGCACCUGUGGACAGCCACACCCUGUGCGAAUCUGAAAAGGGAGCCCCCCACUGACCAGAUAUAUAUAUGACCACUCCACCCACAACCAGCUAGACGACCUGCUAUUAAAGUAUUUUUGGAAAAA
This is a messenger RNA of Phyllostomus hastatus (greater spear-nosed bat), 2092 nucleotides long. It is a transcript of the gene IL4I1, whose product is annotated as interleukin 4 induced 1. The record is from RefSeq and is a predicted model, not a curated record. Bases 361 to 2022 code for a protein of 553 amino acids. The transcript is spliced from 9 exons. Lineage: Eukaryota; Metazoa; Chordata; Mammalia; Chiroptera; Phyllostomidae. Gene Ontology annotation, molecular function: L-amino-acid oxidase activity; polyamine oxidase activity. Gene Ontology annotation, biological process: amino acid catabolic process.